AGCCCAUGUGGGCCUGGUUAAAAGUAGUGCCCUUUAAAGGGAAUAGAGUGCCAUUUGUGACGAGUCAUACCUAUGGUCUCAUCUGUUUCUCUGAGGAACAGAAACCUGCAGUUGGAUUUCAGGUGCAACUUCCAAACUGUUUCUAUGAGGAACAGAUUUCAGGGCCAACUUCCAUACUUGGUGCGUCUCAACGGUCUAUAUGGUGCACUACUUUUGACCAGAGCCCCCAUAGUACACUAUAUAAAGUAGUGUACCAUAAAGGGAAUAGGGUGCCAUUGGUCUUUCCUUAGGGUCUAGUAUUGCAGUCAGUCAGAGUAGGUAUCUGAGACAGGUAGACUAAAUCAGAUCAGUCAUCCUCAUCUGUAGUCACUUAGCAACAACCAGGGUCUCUGUGUUCCAGGGUCUCCGUGUUCCAGGGUCUUCCUGUUCCAAGGUCUCCGUGUUCCAGGGUCUCCGUGUUCCAAGGUCUCCGUGUUCCAAGGUCUCCGUGUUCCAAGGUCUCCGUGUUCCAAGGUCUCACCACCUAGUCCUGUCCUGCUGGGACUACAUACCUCUACAGGGAGAUGGAUGCUGAAGGAGUCAACAUGGAGCUGUUUCCUACAGGGAACCUGUAUAGCACUGUAGAGGAAGGAUGGAGACAUACUAACCCCAAAUACAGCAAUGGAACCAAUGCCACCAGUGAUUUCUACGGCAGCGGCGACUUUGACGAAGAGUACGGGGAUGAACUCUGUUCCAAGACAGACGUGGUCUGGUUCGGAGCCCUCGUCACACCCAUGGUCCUCUCCGUGGUCAUUGUGCUAAGCCUUGUGGGUAACCUGCUGGUGCUGGUGAUUCUGGCCAGGUACGAGCAUCUUCGGUCAAUGACAAAUGCGUUCAUGAUGAACCUGGCGUUGUCUGACCUGGUGUUCACCUGCGGCCUUCCCUUCUGGGUCUCCUAUCACCUGAGUGGCUGGAGCUACGGUGACCUCACCUGUAAGGCAGUCAGCUUCCUAUUCUAUGCUGGCUACUACAGCAGUGGCAUCUUCCUCAUCCUAAUGACGCUGCAUCGUUACCUGGCCGUGCUCCGCCCCCUGUCGCGCCUGGUGUCAGGCCCCUCCCGCUCUCAGGGCACCUGGAGCGCUGUCGUAUCAUUGGUCGUCUGGACCGUCAGUCUGUUAGCUGCUAUGCCAGCUCUCAUCUUUACCAAGCUCAUCAUCACUGAUUCUAACGACCUUAAAGACCUUCUGGACCAUAACAACCCUGAUGGGCCUAGUGACUCUCCCGCCCCUAGUGGUGAACAGCGGUACUGUGAGGUUGCAGAUGUCAGCUGGAGGCUGUGGGGGGUCUACCAGCAAAACAUCCUGUUCAUAGUGACAUUAUUAGUGGUGUGUGUCUGUUACAGUCAGAUUGUAGUCCGCCUCCUGAGGCCCAGGGUUAGGGUUAGACGCCAGAGGAGCGGAGGAGACAGUAGGAGUCAGAGAACAGCCAGGCUGGUCUUGGGCCUGGUCCUUGUUUUCUUUGUGGGCUGGGCGCCGUACAACGUGGUUAUCUUCCUCAGGACGCUGGUGUAUAAGAGUCAAGAUGGCGGCGGUGUUGACAGUGUUGCGUCAUCCUCAACACCAUGGGAGGAGUGUGGCACCAGCAAUACGUUGGACUACUCCUUCUAUGCGACCAGGCUGCUGGCGUUCUCCUACUGCUGUCUCAACCCACUGUUCUACGUGUUCGUUGGGGUCAAGUUCCGGAACCACCUGAAGAGAAUGUUGAAGGGUUGUUGUCACGGUGUUACCGUUGUCAAUAACAACACCAACAAUAGCAGUGUUCUGUACAGGAGCAGCAGAAUGACAUCACAGUCCAGUGGGGAGGAGUUCUCACUUUAAAUAGCAGCACUGUAAACACCAACAAUAGCAGUGGUCUGUACAGAAGUAGGAGACUGACUCACAGUCCAGGGGGAAGGAGUCACUUUCAUACUAGAUAUUGUAGUAUUCUUUACUUCGUCAUACCUGGAGCCUUACACUUUCAUACUAGAUAUUGUAGUAUUAUUUACUUCAUGUUACCUGGAGCCUUACACUUUCAUACUAGAUAUUUUAUUGUAGUAUUAUUUACUUCAUGUUACCUUGAGCCAUUCACUGGGUCUAUUUUCCAUUCAUAUUAUCCAUUUGCAGAUAAUGAUUGCAUUCCUCAAGACUAUUUGAGGUGUUUAUAUCAAAUCCAUUUAAUACCACGUUUCAUACCAGGUUUAGAAGCAAAUUAAAUUGUGAUUGUUGUAUUUUGAUUGCUGUAAGCCAAAUCAAAUUGUAUUUGUCACAUACACGUGAUUAGCAGAUGUUAUUGUGGGUGUAGCGAAAUGCUUGUGUUUCUAGCUCCAAUUGUGCAGUAAUAUCUAACAAUUCACAACAACACACACAACACACACGCACAACCUCAAAGUAAAAUAAUGGAAUUAAGGAAUAUUUAAAUAUUAGGAUGAGCAAUGUCAG
Molecule: messenger RNA, 2456 nt
Organism: Salmo salar (Atlantic salmon)
Lineage: Eukaryota; Metazoa; Chordata; Actinopteri; Salmoniformes; Salmonidae
Product: chemokine XC receptor 1-like
Biological process (GO): cell chemotaxis; calcium-mediated signaling; G protein-coupled receptor signaling pathway
Cellular component (GO): membrane; external side of plasma membrane
Molecular function (GO): C-C chemokine receptor activity; C-C chemokine binding
Source: RefSeq, a predicted model, not a curated record